AGCCGCCAGACUGAGUGCAACACCGAGAGAGACGGAGGAGAGGAGAGAGAGUGAGCGUCUGCGUGUGCGAGAGCUCCCAACGAAACGCAAGUGAUCACAAAGUGAGAAGAAAAAGAGGCGGAAAAAACGUCUCGACACUCAGCGUCCGCUUCGAGCCUCCGACUCGAGGAAGCUGGUGAAGCUCAGCGGCAGCGGCAGCAGAAGCGGUGAGGGACAGCUGGCAUGAGCUAACUAACCCCGCCGGCCAUGGAGACCAAACCUUUCCUGUCAUUGGGGUUCCUGAAGCCCCAGUGCUCUCUGGCGCCGCCCCCUCAGAGAGGCCGUUCAGGGGAGGCAUGCUCCUGUUUCAGCGGCAUGUGCCCUCUCCAUCAGCGCAGACUGUCCACAGACAUGGCGACCCCUGGUUCCUAUCAGCACCACUGUAAAGAAAUCAGAGUCGACUCGUCAGGUCAGAUGACCUCCUCUCCCCUGAGCUCACCCACCUCUCAUCGUGCGAUGCAUCCACCCCUGCUCAGCCCGACCUCCAUUGGGGCCCCAGGAUCCCUCCACUCACCCAUCAGCACCCUCAGCUCGCCCAUGAAUGGACUGGGUUCGCCUUUCUCUGUCAUUAGUUCGCCCAUGGGCCCACACUCCAUGGCCUCACCUGGAAUGGGCUAUGGCCCCAGCGUUAGCCCACAGUUAAAUUCGCCGAUGAACUCUGUCAGUAGCUCUGAAGACAUCAAGCCUCCACUGGGCCUCAACGGCGUGAUGAAGGUGCCAGCUCAGCCCUCAGGCACACCCAUCUCCCUCACCAAACACAUCUGUGCCAUCUGCGGAGACCGAUCCUCUGGUAAACACUAUGGCGUGUACAGCUGUGAGGGCUGCAAGGGCUUCUUUAAGAGAACCGUGCGGAAAGACCUGACCUACACCUGCAGAGACAACAAAGACUGCAUCAUCGACAAGCGCCAGCGCAACCGCUGCCAGUACUGCCGCUAUCAGAAGUGUCUGGCCAUGGGCAUGAAGAGAGAAGUUUUGUUACAUGCAGCUGUCCAGGAGGAGCGCCAGCGAGCCAAAGACCGAAACGAGAACGAGGUGGAGUCCACCAGCAGCGCCAAUGAGGACAUGCCUGUGGAGAAGAUCCUGGAGGCUGAACUUGCUGUCGAGCCCAAGACUGAAACCUACAUUGAGACCAACCUGGGCAUGCCCUCCAACUCACCCAAUGAUCCAGUCACUAAUAUCUGUCAGGCAGCAGACAAACAGCUCUUUACUCUGGUGGAGUGGGCCAAAAGGAUCCCACACUUCUCUGAACUGCCCCUGGAUGACCAGGUCAUCUUACUGCGAGCAGGCUGGAAUGAGCUGCUCAUCGCAUCAUUCUCGCACCGCUCUAUAGCCGUGAAGGAUGGCAUUCUCCUAGCUACGGGGCUCCACGUGCACAGGAACAGUGCCCACAGCGCAGGAGUGGGAGCCAUAUUCGACAGGGUGCUCACGGAGUUGGUGUCGAAGAUGAGGGACAUGCAGAUGGAUAAAACUGAGCUGGGCUGCCUGCGGGCCAUAGUGCUUUUUAAUCCAGACUCCAAAGGGCUGUCAAACCCAGGGGAGGUGGAGGCUCUGAGGGAGAAAGUGUAUGCCUCUCUGGAGGCCUACUGCAAGCAGAAAUACCCCGAACAGCCUGGCAGGUUUGCUAAGCUGUUACUGCGGCUGCCUGCGCUCCGCUCCAUCGGACUCAAGUGUCUGGAGCACUUGUUCUUUUUCAAGCUCAUAGGGGACACGCCCAUCGACACCUUCCUCAUGGAGAUGCUGGAGGCGCCCCACCAAAUGACAUAAUGACAUCAUGACCUCCCGUUGCCCUGGGAGGCGGUUGGGGGGGCAGACAUCCCCUUCCUCCCCAGAUGAGACUGAUCUUGUGACGCUAUUGGCAGGAGAGUGCUGCCCUCCACUGAACGUUUCACAACACGCUCAUGGGCUCUCAUGCUCUGAUACCUUGUAUAAAGAUAUAAAUAUAUAAACUUGACACAAUAGAGGACAGGAGUACUUCGAACCAUCCGCUUUGUGGUCAAAUGGGAAAAAUAAGGAAGGAAAACCAACAACAAAGGAGAGUCUUCUGACAAAAGGUUUACUGGAAGUCCCGGGGACACUAAUGAACCACAGGAAUGGCCUUCAGAGAGUUGAACUGGAUGACGGCACUGUUCUGGAUUAGGAGAUUACUCCUGCUGUGUUUACUUCUACAAAUACAAGGAGCACUGGGGCCUCAUCAAUGUCCAGUUUGAGGGGUCAUGAGAUAUAAGAAGUCCAGGUUGGACCAACGAUGGCAAUGAAGAGCUUUCCCUCCUGUCAAGAGCCUAGUGCUCCACAACAACUGUCAGUUGUCAGGAGUCAUUGUUAGGUUAUAAAAUUAUGGAUCUGACUGGCAGCAAAGCCUGGAUGUUAUUGAAUGCCUUGGUGUUAUUGACUCUGUAAUGUUGUUUGCAGGGCCUACUGCUUAAGGAGAUCGAUCUGAGCUAUACCGUCCCACUGUUGCAACUGUAUCUGUGUGCUCGGAGCACAGUUAGACUCCCUCCUCAGUCUGCAGAGAAGCACGUGGAAACAAACCUCAUCCAUUUCGUAGUGAUUCUGUUCACUAAUUCAUUUAGCGUUUUCACUGUGUUGGAGAGGAGGGCUCUAGUCUAGACUGCCAGGAAAGAUUAUCUGAAAGGUCAGGUGCCACCUCUGAGUACCUGUGGUACACCAGUUCACCUCAAAACAAAAACAGCAAUCAGACUGUUCCUCACAGUCAAGAACCUAGCUUUGGAAUGGCUCUUUCAUUCAUACACGUUGUUACUGCCAGACUCAGUAUUGGUAUCUCUUUUUCACAAUGUGCAAUUACCUCCCGUUCAUUUCCUUAGGCCAGACUCCACAGUUGUCGGUCCCCGAUCCCUCAUCUUCAACAGUCAGUUAGCAGUUGGCGGGAUGCUAUGGGGAUGUUCUUGCUUAGUACUUAACCUCUUUAUUCCAUAUAGCAGUAGUCUGGCCUUAACCAGCUUCAACCAACCUGGUUAACAAGGGUGUUAGUUGGCUGUUGGCUUUGUAGGGGGAAGGGGACCAAAGAAAGUUCACAAUCUGCACUUCUCUGGGCAAACCAAGUGUCAUUUUUUGUUCUUUUUGAGUGUGAAAUAUCUUACUUGAGCUAUGUAAUGUUCCCAUAUUCAGCAUUUUUAUUUCUUUUUUUCUGCGCUGCUGCUGCUUAACUAUGCAUCUAGCAUUCUUUCCAAAGACUGCCCGCAGUGAGGUUUGCUAUGGUUUUACAGAUUCUGUACAGCACACCAAACCGGGUGGCCCUACGGCCCUGGCCCUGAAAGCCCACCAACCAGGCAGCUUUCUGCUGGCCCUGCCUUUCUCUUCUUCGGACAAUGCCCUGUCAGGACCAGGGCUUUGGUACCCCGGUGUUAAUGCCAGGCUAUAGUAUGUACAAAGACUUUUGACGAGAGGCUUUAGUGUAGCUUGCAGAGACGCGCGAAGGAUGUGACCGGUGAAAAUGCGGAGGCUAUGAGCGGGCUGUGAGCUCCGCCUAGUGGAGGACAUGCAGCAUUGCAGCAUUACUUGAAGUAUUUAAUCAGAAAAAAGGCACUUUUUUCAUAAUAUCAAGGUUUUUUUUCUUUUCCUCAGUCAGACAUGGGAUUGGAUAUGAUCAGCAAUAACAUGAUUACCUGAUCAGUUAAUAUGAUUAAUUGAAAAUGCAUGUAUAGCUGUGAGGCCCAUUAUCAUUGAUUUGGAAGAGAUGAAUGGUGCUCUUAUGAGUAGGACUGAAAAGUAGGCUGUCAGGUGACUGGCUAAAUUUUGACAGCCUUGAUAAAAUGAAUCUUAAAGCAGGAGGGAUGUAGCCUACAUGUCAUCUCAGAUGAAACAUCAACAGAACUCAGAAAUCCCAAGGAACAUGCAUGAAGUGCUAUAGUUCUCAAUAUUUACACCCUGAUGUAAUAAAUUAUCAAUUUUUCAGGCUUGUGGAUUAAACUGAUCUUGGUCUUAAAUGGAGGAAUGUCAGACCACAGGGAUCUUGAAGCCAUAUGCAGAUUUUUAAAAUCACUAACAAUGAAGAAGCUCUCCUGCAGGAAACACGAGUCCUCUGAACUAAAGAUUGACAGGAUGAACACAUGCAUAAAUGCUUUAUAUAUGAGAUAAAGCUAUAUUUUGUCUAUAUGUACAUGUGUAUAUAUUUAUAAAUAAGUAUAUAAAAACAAAUCCUUUUCCUUAAAUGUUUCCAGUCAACAUUAGUAAAGAGAGCGCCAAGUGCUUUGGUAAAACCUACUUAAAAAAAUUAAUUAAAAAAAAAAAAAAAAACAGGCCUAAUUGCACUGUGUAGUAUUCAGAGAUACCCGAAGUGGUUCAGUGUUUGAAUUGCUGAAGCUUUUGUGUUCAGCUUUGAUGAACUAAAGCAGAGAAAUGAGCAGAAUACCAGCAGCUCCAAGCCCUAAGAUAUGAUCACUCACCAGCUCCUUCACGGUUUGAUAAUCAUCCUGACGGAAAACCUCAAGAACUGCGAGUAUCAGGCCUGGAAGCUGAACCGAAAAAGGCAGAGUGUUCUCGCCUGCUUUUUAAAACCUGAUCGGAUCUUCAGGAUAGCAGCUAACAAUCAGUUGCUGAAAAGCAUAUGAAUGUGGUCUAAAUCAGACUCCAAGAGUUCAGGCUUCAAGAAAAAAUUGGAUAGGAUAUAUGAAAAUAGAACCUGGCUUGAUAAGCGUAGACCCUGACACGAUCACUUCUUUAGAUGCCACAGAGUCAGAACCUUUGAAAAUGUUGAGAAUUAAUUAUGACACCAGAAAAAAAAAGAAAAAGGAUCUAUUUUUGUAAAAAAUGUAAUUUUAUCCCUUGCUUAUGUAUUCAUACCUUCCUUCAUCCUUUCGUGGGCUGUUGUAUACAUUGUGUAAAUGUUGAUUUGAAACUGAAACGAGUGAGAAAAUAUAUCAGACCUCUUUAAAAGUUGGCUAUGGUGAGGUAGAGGUCAGUGGCAACACCCUUGCAAUUUUCGCCUGUACUUUGCCUUUUUUUUCUUUCCUCCUUCAUCUGUCACCGAGUGACAGCAUCGUCCUCUCAUAUUUUCAUCUAUUUUUAAGGAAAUGAAAAAGACAUCUGUUAUUUGUGCAUUGUUCUUUGAUGUUCUUUCAUGAAAAAAAGAAAAAAAAUAUUAAAGUUUAAAAGAUGAA
Messenger RNA from Pygocentrus nattereri (red-bellied piranha), 5156 nucleotides. It is a transcript of the gene rxraa, whose product is annotated as retinoid X receptor, alpha a. The record is from RefSeq and is a predicted model, not a curated record. Lineage: Eukaryota; Metazoa; Chordata; Actinopteri; Characiformes; Serrasalmidae. Gene Ontology annotation, cellular component: nucleus; RNA polymerase II transcription regulator complex. The transcript has 12 exons. Bases 247 to 1803 code for a protein of 518 amino acids. Gene Ontology annotation, biological process: retinoic acid receptor signaling pathway; response to retinoic acid; cell differentiation. Gene Ontology annotation, molecular function: retinoic acid-responsive element binding; nuclear steroid receptor activity; zinc ion binding.